GAUUAUGGCUCCUAGUGGAUACCAAAAAUAUUGAAUUGAAAAAUAAUAGGUGCCGUCAAGAGAAGUUGCUGUAUGAUUUGUUGAAUGAAGAGAGAUUUCCGGAAGAUAACUUUCGCUCAGGUUGUCAAAACGUCAGUCACCAACAACAGUUGUUUUCAGACUAGUGCACUCACCCGGACGAUCACGCUACACAAACUAGGAGGGUUCUAUUAAAUACUGUUCUGCUUCAAGGGUUGAUUCUAUUCAGUAAACCUAUGCGAAGAGAAUUAAGCUUAGAUUCAGCACUCUUUACGUACACAUGCCUCGCUGUGGUCAGUCGUUUUGAAGAUUCCUUCUUCCGGAUAAUUAAUAUUUUAGAAAUACGCUGUCAUAUUAUUAUAUUAAUUAACGUAACAUGUGGAAAGAAAGGCACGCUAGUUUUGAUAUACAGUCGAACCUCCCGUAAGCGACCACCCAAAAUUUCAAGCCUAGGUGGUCGUCCAAGGGAGGUGGUCGCUUACGAGAGCCUGGACCAUACUGGGUCAAAAAGCGUAUGAAAUAUGAAGGCCAUAUUUACCUUGGGCUUCUUGCUGUCAACUCUGCUUUAUAUUUGUACUGCGGAUAUCUACCUCCACAACCCACCUGGAAGCAACAACAGAUUGAACGGUAAUCAGGCCAACGUGAGAAACGCCAACAGGCUCUUUGAUUCUCAGAACAAUGGUAAAGCCGGAUACAACGUUGGAGACAGUGGCAGUGGUAAUCCAGGAGAAAACAUACAGGAGAAAAGGCAACUCCCACAGGAAUAUUUCAUGAGCGGCUGUGAGAAGGACGCCCAAACCGAGCUAGAAAUUAUGUGGACAAAUCAACACGGGACCGGCCCUUUGACUGACGACAGAGUGGAAACACAAGUUAUCUUACAGUACAUGUGUCAACCGUACCCUAGUGGCAAAGUGACGGAUAUCAAUAACGACUUUCAGCGGCAUACCAUACGUAAUGGAGGGAACCGCAACACACAGAACUUCCGGCUUGAUGAUAGAGAAGAUCGGCAGGCUAUAAUUAACCGAGGAUUGCACGAGCCAUUUCAUCACUAUAACACUAUGCUGCGAAGAAUACGAAACAAAGGUUUGUUUACCGCUGAUCAAAAUCUAAAAGGAGACACGCCGCAAUACACAAGACAGAAUGCCAACGGUAACAGACGAGGCUAUGAAGUACCAGAGGAGCGUGAUUACUAUCCCUACUGGGGCCCCAGCCCGUUUAAGGACAUUGCUAUCAUGGUCAGUGACAAAGCCACGGAGAAAUUGAUGAAGGAAUAUGUGAACAGUCCUGAUCACUCGAAAAAAGGAUUAUGUAUCAUGGACGACGGUCUCCAAAACCAGCGAAGGUGUCCGAAAACACCUCCCCGCAACAAGCAGGCAUCAAAAUGUGUGGCCAGUUUCAUCACCAAGGAAACAUGCGAGAAAGGCGGAGGAAAAUGGGUUGAAGUGGAAACAAACUACAAGGAAAAGCUCCCUUCACAAACAGACGGCGCAUGUGCCGGCAAAUUUCAGACUGUCAAAGGCGUGGCAUACGAGCCCCAUCAGAUAACACAGAUGGGAUCAGACGGGACCGAAGAAGAUCUUGUCGUUGCGGACCCAGCCGAGGUGAUCUAUGCACCUUCCACUGUUGUCAAUCAUAAUGGACUGAAUAUGCACGGCAAGUUCUCCUCGUACACAUGGAAGAUUCCUUACUUUCCCUCCAACACCAUUCAGCGAUGCGUGUUGAGGAUAAGAUACAACAUUACAACAGGAGAUGCACCAAGGAGUUUUGAUGCCUCGAAUAACGAUGCCGUGAAAAAUGAUCCUACAACGCUGGCCGUGGACGGGAAAACUAAGCUGCAGCUCGCCUUGAACACAGCUCAGCUAGCUCGUACAUUCCAAGACAGAACACACGUGUUCUACUUGAAACCAAGGAACUCACUUCCUUCUCGAUUCAAGAAUUCCAAAAUCAUUUACAUCGGAGGAAUGGGAAAGAGAGGAAACAUUGUGCAGGCUUAUCCAGCCAUGGAAUAUCGCUUCGUUCCUGAACGUAUUUCAGUUACCACCAAUGAUGUUCUGUGCUUCGCCUGGUCUGGCUCCAACAAUAAUCCAAAUAAUGCUGGAGAAGGACAAGCGCGCUCGGACAGAACAAACGUGUGUUGGGUAAAGGAAGGAUGCAGCUCUCUCAAACCAGCAGCUUGCUCCAGCUUGCCUCUCGAAGUGGUUGACCAGGCUGAUGCUUUCAGCCCUGAAAAGUUGAAUCUUCACCUGAACACAGGAUGCUACAGUGGUAAUGUUGCCGAUCUGCAGAGUCAGUUGAACAACGCCCCAGCCUCCUGCAAUCCGCCUUGUUUCCGUAUCAAGAAGCCUGGGGAGUACUGUUACAUGAGCACGCGCAAUAACAACUUCUCCAACCGACGUCACAUGGGACAGAUCACUGUUACCUGAGCUAUCCUGGUAUAAAACUCGAUUGAUCGAUGUUCUAAAAAAUAGGCCGCAAACGUAGUGUUGUUACUAGUGAAAUAAAAUAUUGA
Molecule: messenger RNA, 2527 nt
Organism: Orbicella faveolata
Lineage: Eukaryota; Metazoa; Cnidaria; Anthozoa; Scleractinia; Merulinidae
Product: protein DD3-3-like
Source: RefSeq, a predicted model, not a curated record